AUGAUUUCUCAGGGCUUUUUCGGUGAUCUCUUCGGAGGUCUUUGGAGUGACAGUAAGAAAGUUGCCACCAAGGUUCUGCGUGAAGAUUCGGGCAAAUUCCGAGAUGAGCUCGUUGACUCUGGAGAUGCCCUCAAGAGUACUCUUCUAAGGCAUGGACGUAACGCAGUGGGAUCGCUGGGAAGGGCUUUCAAGGAUACAUGGUCAUCGGCGUUAGACAGUGGCGAGGAUUAUCUAGAUAAUGCUGUUGAAGCGGGUAGAGGUGUAGCGACUAAUGCGGGUGUGGGUAUUGCUAGGGGGAUGGCCAGGGCGAGGGACAGAGCAGCUUCCACCAGUGAGCGCCUCCGAGAGCAAGCUGAUAGACUUAAUGCUAUUCCUUCUACUAUCGAUAUGAUCCACAGAGGCGCUCGCAAUAGCAUACGUGCUGGCCUGAACUCAAGGAGCCCCUGGAAUGGUUAUAAUGAGAAUUACUUCCCGCGUUCACGCCGCUCGGCCGUCCAUGAUUUCUUUGGGGCGUGUAAGGCGGCUAUUGAGAAGGUGUAUGAAGAGCGAGGAUGGGGAGAAAUUAAAGUUGGUGUUGUGUACGGUGAUGAUGUAUUAAAGGAAAUUGGGGAUUUGGUGGACCACGUGCCUCACCAGAAGAGCCUGACAACAGCAAACGUAUAUCUGGGAGCCGCCCCUAUCGUGGAAUGCCUUGCUGGUGGAGCUGAUAUGGUCAUCACUGGUCGUGUAGUCGACUCUGCACUUGUCCUCGCUCCGCUCAUUUACGAGUUCGGUUGGUCUAUGGAGGAUCUCGAUUUGAUGGCUUCGGGCACCCUAGCUGGACAUGUGCUAGAGUGUGGAGCGCAGGCUACGGGAGGACUGAUGACCGAUUGCUUAGAGGCUGAAGUGGCUGAGGGAUGGUCGAAUAUUGGAUACCCUAUUGCCGAGGUAUUGGCCAGUGGGGAGUUCCUUGUGUCGAAGCCUCCAGGAACAGGCGGCUCUGGGGUUAAGGAACAAAUACUGUAUGAAAUUGCAGAUCCGGGAAACUACAUUGUUCCUGAUGUCGUUUGUGAUUUUACUCAAGUGAAAGUGGACCAAGUUGGUGACAAUGCUGUGAGAGUCGCCAAUGCUAGGGGGAAGUGUCCGACGGAAACUUACAAGGUUUGCGGAACUUAUAUGGACGGCUAUAAGGUGGUGACUAGUCUAGUAGUAAGGGGCAAGGACGCUGAAGUGAAGGCUCGGAAAACCGCAGAGGCGAUCAUAAAAAGAGUCGAGAAGCAUUUCGGGAUCACAUUGGAAGAGUCGAGAAUCGAGAUCAUAAGCAGCGACUUUGAGGCGAUGGUGAGGCUAGCGGCCAAGCAUGAGGAUAAGAAGGUGCUGCAGUUGUUGUCGAAUGAAUUGAGCAGUGCGGCCACGUCAAUGGCUCCGGGUACUAUCGGAUUCAGUAGUGGUCGAGCUCGACCUCAUGCCAUCAUCCGUAUGGUCCCGAUGCUAGUCGCCAAGAGCAAGAUCCGAGCCAAGAUUCAAAUUGGGCGAGGACCAGAGAGGCAACUAGAGCCAUCGGUGGGCCCUGUGAACAUCCAUUGGCCUCAUCCCACUCAGCGGGUGCUUGCCGUACAAGCUGUAGACCCUCAUGAUUUUUCCCCAUGUGAAACGGUUCCUCUACUGCGCGUGUGUUACGCUCGGUCUGGGGACAAGGGCAACAACGUUAAUAUUGGCCUAUUUGCUCGGAAUGAGAGGUACUUGCCUUAUAUCAAGCAUCAAGUGACAGCUGAUAGUGUCCGACAUUACUUUAAGAACCGUUGGGGUCUGCCUAGUACCUCUUGUGUCCGAUAUGAUGUUCCUGGCCUUGGAGCACUCAAUUAUCUGCUUAGUGACAUUCUGGGUGGAGGAGGCAUGGCUUCACUUCAUGGGGACAAUUUGGGAAAGACCUACGGGCAGAUGCUCCUACAGAUGCCGAUAUUGAUGCCCUCAACAGCAUUGGAUGCGGUCCGACCUAGCAACCUGCCUGAGCUGCAACACUACUCUGCUGACUGCAUGGGAUUUUCAGGGCAGGGGUUUGACUUUGUUAUUCAUAGAUCGAAACAUGUUGCUGAGAUUAUAUUGAACCGACCUAAAGAACACAACUCGUUGACCGAUGAGAUGAUGGGGUCUUUGACGAGAUGUGCUGACUUGCUUACGAACAAUCUCGAUGUCCGUCGCAGCGUCCGCUUGGUGAUCCUACGAGCCACUGCUGAUAGUAAGACAUUUUGUGCUGGUCUUGACCCUAGGGAGUUCAGUCGAAGUCGUACAGUGUCUCUGGCUGAAAACGUUGAAGGGGCGAGUAAUUUCGUCCGAGUGUUGACCCAAUUGGCCCGAAUUCCCCAGUUUCUGGUCAGUGCGGUAUCAGGAAGAGUGUUCGGUGGGGGCUGGGGCCUUCUAGCGGUCUGCGAUAUGGUGGUGGCCUCUAGAGAAAAAACGGAGCUUACUCUGUCGGAAGUCAAAUUGGGUGUGUGUCCAGCGACGAUCCUUCCCUUUGUUAUCCGUCGAGUUGGACCCAGCACGGCAGUUCGCCUCGCGGCUCUUGCUACUCCUAUUGAUGCUGACGAAGCUAAAACAGCAGGUAUAGUUGAUAUCGUGGUCCAGAGGGCAUCGGAUCUCGACGCGGCCUUGCAAGCUAUCGCUGAUCGUAUCAGAAUGAGCGAACCACAUGCAGUGAGCGAGUUGAAGAAACUCGCGUUUAAUAUGGAAAAACAGGAGAUGGGGACAGCUGAAUUGACUCGUUCGGUCGCGAGUGUGAUUGCCAAUCUCCGCGCAGGGAAGGAGGCGGCUGAGGGUAUAAGGGCUUUGAAAGAACGACGUGAACCGGAGUGGGCGAGCGCUAGGGUUGAGGUUCCGAGCGUGUUGGGUCCUGGGAUCAACCUGAAGACAGAAAGUCGCAUUUGAAAAUUUUCUUUCCGUUUUGGAAUUUUUGAAAGAGAUCAUCACUCAUGAGUUUAUAUGAAUCGUUU
This is a messenger RNA of Perkinsus marinus ATCC 50983, 2969 nucleotides long. RefSeq lists its product as hypothetical. Bases 1 to 2904 code for a protein of 967 amino acids. NCBI's taxonomy places the organism in Eukaryota, Perkinsozoa, Perkinsida, Perkinsidae. The transcript has 32 exons. The record is from RefSeq and is a predicted model, not a curated record.